Medioppia subpectinata is the source of this 962-nucleotide messenger RNA. The record is from the annotation of a GenBank genome assembly. NCBI's taxonomy places the organism in Eukaryota, Metazoa, Arthropoda, Arachnida, Sarcoptiformes, Oppiidae.
GAGUGAUAAAAAUUUGUGCAAAAUAUGCGAGAUUUGCGGCGAUAAUGGAAAUGGCCGCAACUUUGGUGCCAUUACUUGUGAACGAUGUAAAGAGAAAUGGUCUCAAGAAUAAGCUUAUGUAUUGUCCAUCAAAUGGCAAAUGCAUUAUAAAUCCAUUAAUGAGACAAUUGUGCAGAAAGUGUAGACUUGAUAAGUGUUUUGCUGUGGGAAUGAAAAAGGAAUUAAUCCUAAAGAACGAUAAAAGUGAUAGACAAAAGCAAUUGACAAUUAAAAAUACAAUAAACCAAAAGGGGUUGGAAGAGAAUCUUGAUAUUAAUUUACAAAAUAACACAUUAUUUAAUGAAACAUUUAUUGAAAUUGAUUUGAAUCACAAUCUCAUUGAUUAUGUGUUAAAUUCAAACAUAAGUUACGAGCAAAUUAUAUCACACGAAUUACCAAUUAUUCCCAUAAGCAGUGGAUUAACAGAUUAUAACGGAUUAAAACAAUUGGAAAUCAAUCGGAUAUCAGAGCUGAUGAGGGCAUCGGUUGUAUUCAAUUAUCCUUUGAUUAGUAACGGCUUAACGUAUAAAAUAGAGAAUUUGGAGCAAUUAAUGAGAGAUUUUUCAUAUUUGGAUGAAAAUCUCAUAACAGAUAUAAUAAGUUUCACAAAAGGUUUGAUGGGUUUCAACAAUAUGUGUGCCGACGAUAGGUUAGCAUUAGUUAAGUACAACACCAAAGAUCUCAUCUCUAUCUCUACUCUAAGACAUUAUGAUAGAGAAACGGGAAGUUUUAUAACACCAAUAGGUAAUAAUCAUGCUCUACAGCUCGAUUUGAGGGCAAUCACACUGUUUAACCCAAAUCAACCAAAUUUAAUGCAUAGAAAUGCUGUGAAACUCGAACAACAACUUAGAUAUGAUUUUUUCAAUGUUAAUAAUAAUCCCUACAGAAAAUACUUCGGACCUCUUAUGCAAGAACAUGUAUGA